AUGUCGACGGCACAGUCCUUCCCGCCAGGACAAGGUUCCGCCGGCCCAGGCCUGACGCUCAAUCUCGCCUCGAAUAACCCUUUCCGCAAUCGAACCACCUCCCCCGUCAACGACUUCUUCGGUAAUAAACCUACCUCGCCGCCUCCCGCCUCGCCCUUCGACGAUCCCAUCAUCCCUGCUCGUCCUCUAUCGAGAAACCCAUUUCUUGAUCCGGUAGUCAAGCCAUCUGAACCUCUGCUAUCACCGGGUGUCAUGUCGACCCAAUCCGAUAGAGUAGCAUCUCCCAGCGCCGAAGAGCUUUUUGAUUCCUUGACUCUGGGAGACGAGAAGCCAGCACGACCCAAGGGCGACGAGAACCGACCGAUGAACCGCCCUCCGAAGAAUGGGCCGCCCCGACCGGGCCACAAUCAUCGACCGACCCGGUCUCAGGAAGAAGCUAUGCGUGCGAGGAGGAUGCAGGCCGGUGGUCCCAAGCCCGGUGGCCCUUCGCAGUCCCCGCACAAGCGGCCGGAGCGACGUCCCCGUCGGAACUCGGACUCUUCCCUGCUGAUCGAUAUCGAGAAGCCCCUGACCGAAGAGGAUAUCAAACAGCGUGAGGCUCGUCGACGUGAAAGGGAGAAAAGGAAUCGUCAGCAUCGCCCAAAUCGGAGGGUUGAUGUUAUUGACCAGCUUGAUGCCACUAGCAUGUUUGGAAUUGGAGCCUUCCACCACGAUGGACCGUUUGAUGCGUGCAAUCCCCACCGAAACCGCAAGGGCAGCCGCCGUGCUCCAUUGAAUGCAUUCGCCAAAGAUUCACUAAACAACUCGAUCGGCGGCUCAGGUCCACUUCGGGACCGACCCGACCACUCGACGUUUAUGGGAAUGGGCAGCAACGAGGCGUUCACCGACUACGCUGGGGCGGUGAAUGGGAGCCGUGCUCAUGCCGAGAUGCUCUUUGACCCAACUAGCCGAGGCGACGUGUUGCACGGCGACCAGAGUCUUGGUCUAGGUACAUCGACAUUCCUCGAGGGCACGCCGGCCGCAAGAGCCGUAAUCCAAAAGCGGGAGGCCGAGCAAGCGGCUGAAAUGGCAGAGGGCGGAUUACAGCGAAAGAAGUCGUUGGCCCAGAGGAUCCGGGGCAUAAACAAGGUACCCCGAGAAUACAUGCCCGGUGGACGGCCUAGUUUCGGAGAAGGAGGCCGUCGUCCUACCUACCCCGACUUGCCAAGGCGAACCACGGAGGGUGAAUCAAGCAACAGCCGGAAGUACUCCAACGAGUUUGACAACGAACCCGAAUCCAUUUCGAUCAAGAAGCCGGGAGAUCGAGAUGGUUCUACGUCUCCCACCAGCCCUCCUGCACGAACACGACAGGUUUCUAUCGGUAUAGAACGUAGGUCGACGGCUGAAGGAACGAUGUCGACCUCGGCCGAGAAGCCUGGUGGUAGUGGACUGUUGGCGAGGGUGAAGAGUCUCAAGGGCGGAAGACGAACCCGACCACAGCCUGACGCACCUGACGCAUCUACUACCGCUGCUCCUGGCACGGCUAUUUAG
This is a messenger RNA of Scedosporium apiospermum, 1530 nucleotides long. RefSeq lists its product as uncharacterized. The record is from RefSeq and is a predicted model, not a curated record. Bases 1 to 1530 code for a protein of 509 amino acids. The transcript has 4 exons. NCBI's taxonomy places the organism in Eukaryota, Fungi, Ascomycota, Sordariomycetes, Microascales, Microascaceae. Gene Ontology annotation, cellular component: cytoplasm.